CAAUAUAAUUUUUAUUUAGCUAUUUUUUAUAAUUUGGUAAUUCUUCUUUCAUUUUGCAAUGUACUAUUAUCGUAUAUGAAAUUUAUACGUAUAUGUUAAAGUGAUUAUUGCGAAAAUUUAUGACUUUUUAACUUAUUUAUUUUUUUUUAAUUUUUUCUCCUGAAGAACAAUUGUUUUCGGACUAUGGUACCUGCUGACAAUUGUCGUUGGAUUUACACAAUGUACGGUUUAGAGAAACCAAUGGAUCAUAUUUCCGCCGGAGGAGUCAUGGCUGGGUCAGUUGCCACUUUGGCAGUGCUUUGGAUUUUUCUGCAAACAUUAGGAUUUAUAGGAAAUAGCCAUUCAGUGGGCGUUUAUAAAUUGCCAAAAACAUUUCAAAAUGAUCUUCCCGUUUAUUCGAAUCUCGUGGGAUUUGAUCAUCAGCUUGCGGAGAAAAUUGUUUUGGGAAAUUUUGAGAAGAGAAAGUGGCCAAAAAUUGAGGAUAAUGCAUUAAAUGAAUCAAUUGCAUUUGCCGAUCGAAUGAUUAAAUUUAGAAGUCGAUUUGAGACAAAUUUAAUUAAUUCUGGAAUUAGUCUUUCAAAAUCAACACCAAGUCACAGUCAAUAUGUUUAUUCAUAUCCAAGUGAGGAUGCAUUUGAAAAAUCAAAUGACGCUAUUAUUGCCGCCAAGGCUUCAUCAUAUCUCGUACAAGAUAACUGUGGAAGAUUUGGACUUGGUAUCAGGGAGUGUGCACAAUUUAUUUCAACUAUAAAAUUAGAUGGUACACUGUUGAAUAAUGCAUGUGGGAAUAAUCAACAAUCUCAUUGUACACCAAAUUCGCGAUACAGAUCAAUUGAUGGGAGUUGCAAUAAUUUGGAAAAUCCCAAACUUGGUUGCGCUAUGACAGCGUACACGAGGCUUCUCUUUCCAAAUUAUGAUGAUGGCAUUCAAAAUCCAAGACAAUCGGGACUUCCUAAUCCAAGAUUGGUUAGUUCAAAACUGUCAACUCCAAGUGACCAAUCAGAUGUUUUGAGAACUUUGGUUGUCAUGCAGUGGAGUGAUUUUAUUCUUCAUGACUUGGCACAUACUCCAGUUCGAAAAAUGAUUUCAAAUGGAAUGCCAAUAUCUUGCUGCAAGGAAGAUGGUAACACGUUACUACCCCGUCAUAUUCAUCCCGACUGCAGUGCAAUUCCAAUUGAGGAUCAUGAUCCAAUUUAUUCUAGUCAUUCAAUUCGUUGUAUGAAUUACGUUAGGUCUCUUCCUGUCAUUAGAUCAGACUGCAGUUUUGGCCCACUUGAACAAAUGAAUCAAGUAAGUCACUUUUUGGAUGGUUCCACAAUUUAUGGUUCGACACUGGAAAGAUCGGAAAGACUUCGAACUUUUCAAGGAGGUCUACUUCGAGUUGAUGUGGAAAAUAAUCGAGAGUACUUGCCAACUGCUGAUUCGGAACCAUUCACUCUAUGCUUGACACCCAAAUGUUAUCUUUCCGGCGAUGAUCGUGUGAACGUCGAGCCCUCAUUAGCGGUGAUGCAUACAAUUUGGCACCGUGAGCAUAAUCGUAUUGCAAAAAAAUUGUCGGAAAUAAAUCCAUCCUGGUCGGAUGAAAUUUUAUAUCAAGAAGCAAGAAAAAUAGUUGUAGCUGAAAUUCAACAUAUUACUUACAAUGAAUGGCUGACAAUUAUCCUGGGUAAAAAUUAUGCUCGCGAUUUUGGACUUCUGAUGGAUGGUAGUCAAAAUUAUAAUUCCAAUGAGGAUCCGGCAGUUGCCAAUGAGGUAGCAACUGCAGCUUUGCAGUUUCAAAAAUCUCUCAAACAAAGUUACUUGAGAAUUAUGGAUGAAAAUCAAGGAUUUAAUAAAUCGAUUCACCUUUGUGAUAAUUACUAUAAACCAGAAAUAAUCGAAAAAGACAAUACAUUUGAUGGAAUUAUCAAAAGUCUAACAACUGAAACCUCACAAAUGAUGGACGUUAACAUGAUUCCUGAUGUGACUCAUCAGUUAUUUAAAACAAAUGGGGAAUUGGGUUUGGAUGCUGUGAGUCUUGACAUUCAACGAGGUCGAGAUCAUGGACUACCUGGAUACAAUUAUUAUCGUAAUUAUUGUGGAUUACCUGCUGUUAGAAAGUUUGAUGAUUUCAAGCAAAUGGGGAAUAAACUUCGGGAACUUUAUAAUUCUCCUGAUGAUGUGGACCUCAUUAUUGGAGGAAUGAUAGAAAAACCAGAAGAUGAAGAAGAGGGCAUUUUAGGACCAACAUUCCGUUGUUUGAUUGCUGAACAAUUUGCAAGAACAAGACGCGCUGACAGAUAUUUUUACGAUUCUGCCAGUCAACCUUAUCCAUUUACAGAAGAUCAAUUAAACAAUAUCCGAAAUGUAACAUUGGCAAGGAUUUUCUGUGACAACAGUGAUAAUAUUUCCAAAAUUCAACGUAAUGUUUUUCUCAAAUCCAAAUCUGGAAACGAAUUGAGAUUCUGUAAUGACUUUGAAGCGAUUCCAAGCGUCGAUUUGUUUGCUUGGGCGGAAAAAGCAAAGGCAUAUCGUUGAAAAUUUUAUUAAUUGGCUGGUCACUAUUUUCACUGGAUCAAAACUCCUGAGAGCCGUUUGAAGUCAGGGCCAAAAAAAGGUGGAGAGAAAUCAGGAUACUUGUCGAACAGUACAAGAAACAUAAGAGAAAAAAAAUAAGAAUGUGGUGACAAAGUCAAAAUUAAAGAGUACAACGUUACAUCUUUAAUGCGUGCAACAUCCACUAACAAAUUAUUAAGAAUACGUGACUAGUCGAUUAGAAAAUAUAGGGACGAUUUUUUAAAAAUAAAAUAAACAGUCUCGAAAGCGAAUGAUAUAUAAACUAUAUAUAAAUAGAUAUAGAAGUCUUUAAACGCUCGCUCGCUCGAUUUCUAAAACUUCUCAAAUUAUACGCAUUUGAAAAAAUUGUUUAAAAAAAUACAACGAAAUGGAAAUUUUACUUUGGAAAAAAAUGGAGUUUACUGAUUUAAAAAAAAAAUUUCUUAAAUUUGAAAAAAUGAGCAAAUUUCUUUGCACUUUUAAAGAAUAAGGGGAAUUUUAAAAAUGAAAAAAAUGUUUAAAACUAUAGUAUAUAAAAAUUCUGCCAGUACAAAAAGUCUGAAUUUUCAAUAUUCACUUCUCGUUUUUUUUUAAAGAUUAAGAUGAGAAGUUGUUGAAAAAAUAAAAAUUCCUUAUUUUUCCAUUGAAUUUUAUGAACAUUAUUUUUUUUACUAUUAAAUAAUAAAUAAUAAUUCCUAUUUUAUUAAUAGAGUUUAUGUUUAAAACAAAGAAAAUACAAUUUACGUAAAAACUUUUUUAGAAUUUAUGAAAUAAAAAAAAGAAGUAUCUUAUUUUAAGAUGUUUUGAUGUCAUCAAAACGAUACCAAAACAUCUUAAAAUAAGAUACUUCUUUUCUCAGUGUACGAAUGCUCAAUAAGUUAUUAUUAUAUAUAUAAUAAUAAAAUAUAAUAUAAUUGUAACAAUUAUAAUUAAUUAUUAAUAUUUUAAUUAUAUACAUAUGAUUUAAUUUUAUAAGUUAUAAUUUUUGAUAUAUAAGUAAAAAAAUUAGGCAUAAUAACAAUAAUAAUAAAAAUACUUCAAUACUGUUCCGCAGUACAUAAAACGUGACUGAUUAGAUUUAGCAUUAUCAUCGAUUGUUUUUGUACUUGAUAAUAGGAUAUAAUAGUACUUAAUACGUAUGCAAUUUGCCGAUUCAAGUUUUGAGCUUAAAUGUUAUUUCUCAGACAUUGAGAGAAAGAGAGAGAGAGAGAGAGAGAAAAUCGCAAUAAUGCGUUGCACUAUUUGCUGAAUAAAGAACUCGGAAAAUACCUCCUAA
Messenger RNA from Leptopilina boulardi, 3811 nucleotides. Its product is annotated as peroxidase-like. The coding region runs from base 184 to 2517 and encodes 777 amino acids. The record is from RefSeq and is a predicted model, not a curated record. Gene Ontology annotation, biological process: response to oxidative stress. The transcript is spliced from 13 exons. NCBI's taxonomy places the organism in Eukaryota, Metazoa, Arthropoda, Insecta, Hymenoptera, Figitidae. Gene Ontology annotation, molecular function: peroxidase activity; heme binding.